This is a messenger RNA of Anolis sagrei ordinatus, 1143 nucleotides long. RefSeq names its product chromosome 1 C1orf131 homolog (gene FSAF1). NCBI's taxonomy places the organism in Eukaryota, Metazoa, Chordata, Lepidosauria, Squamata, Anolidae. The record is from RefSeq and is a predicted model, not a curated record.
GCCGCCAUGUUGGCUGCGACGGUGGUCGCGCGGGACCAAAAUCCUUCUUCCUCCGUCCGGUGUUGUCUUUCCGCCCUCAGGUUGGUGGAGCGAAGAGUAGCAUGGCCAGAAGAGCAGUGGAGGAGAAAGAGGAGGGCGAGCAGGAACCUUCAGCCUCCGCCGCCCGCCUCCUCCGCGGCGCCUUGGACUCCCUCUAUGACUUCGGUGAAUCGUUGCUAAAUGGAAAUAAAAAGAAUAAGAGAAAAAAGAAAAACUCACAAGAGAAAUUCGCAAUGACUUCCAACAAUAAUCAAUCAGAAGACAAAAGGGUGAAUCUUGAGUCUGGCACAGCAGUAUCAAACAAAAGGAAAAAUGACUUCUUUGAAGAACUGAAAAAUGAACGGGUAUCUGACUUUAUUAAUAAGAACAACAAUGCAACAGAAUGUAGAUCCCCAAAUACGACCACACAGAAACCUGCUCAGCAGGAAAAUGCUUCAGAUAUUGAAGUGGUGACAUUCCAUGGUCGACACAGAAAGAAGAAAGUUAAACUUGAAGCUCCUGAAAUUGAUUGCUCCAAGGAAAAAACAACUUACCAAGAAAAGCAUGCAGGUGGUCAGGCAUUUAACCUGGAAAAAGCCCGUUUGGAAGUGCACCAGUUUGGAAUCACUGGAUUUGAUAAGAAAGAACAACGGGUUUUGGAACAAGAACGUGCCAUCAUGUUAGGAGCAAAGCCUCCUAAAAAAGAAUAUCUGAACUACAAGAUUCUUCAAGAGAAAAUUAAAGAAAAGAAGGAAGCCAAGAAGGGAGAAAGCAUAAUGGAAAAUAAACCAAUUUUUCUCAAGAAAAGGAAGAAAAAGGGGCACGAAGGGAGUAAAUCUAAGAAGAAGGCAAAGCAGAGCAUAGUGCCUACAGGGCAAGUUGGAACAUUUAAAAAUGGGACCCUAAUUCUUCGUAGUUCUGAUAUAAAGAAAAUCAAGUCUUCCAAAGUAGUUAAAUGACAUCGUUGCACCAAGCUGAAUUGAAAACUAGAUACAUGAACUUUGUGGUCAAACUUUUUAAAAGCAUUUAUCCGUUUUCUAAAAAAAACUUCUAAUUUUUUUAAUGCAUGGAUUUUUGUGGGGUCCUCAAUUUUGUACUUAAUAAAAUGCAUUUGAAAAUAAACAU